Messenger RNA from Dovyalis caffra, 519 nucleotides. The record is from the annotation of a GenBank genome assembly. Lineage: Eukaryota; Viridiplantae; Streptophyta; Magnoliopsida; Malpighiales; Salicaceae.
AUGUGUGGAAAGGUCGUUAAUGUCACGGUCUCAUGCAUUAUGUUAUUCUUGAUGUUUGAUUUAGCGUUCUCAGAUUUGGCUGCGGAUAAACGAGAGUGCAGCGAGCAACUGGGUAGUCUCUCAGCAUGCCUACCUUUUGUUGGCGGCGACACAAAAAAUCCAGCCCCAGCAUGUUGCAGUAGAUUGAGAGAGGAAAUUAACAAGGCACAAAAGUGUCUGUGUAUCCUAGUAAAGGAUCGAAAUGAACCCAACCUUGGCUUCAAGAUCAAUGCCACCCUUGCAUUGAGCCUCCCUUCAAUUUGCCAUGCUCCUGCUAAUGUUUCUGCGUGCCCUGAAAUGCUGCAUCUGAGUCCCAACUCAUCAGAAGCUGAAGUUUUCGAGGAUUUUGCUGCAAGUAAUAAGAGCAGUGCAAUUGUUGCCGGCGUUGGAACCAGUUCAAGCAAUACAAUGAAGGAAAAGAAAUGGCUUAAAGCGAGCAUGGUUGCUGUCAUCACAUCAGCUCUCACCAUUGCAGGUUAA